AUGGCGUCCAUGGAGGAAGAGCUGACCUGCUCCGUGUGCCGAGACUGCUUCAGCAAAUCCCACCCUCUGCCCUGCGGUCACAGCUUCUGCCCCACCUGCAUCCGCGAGGCCUGGAGCGGGCAGGGCGAGGUCAAAGGUCGCUUCAACUGCCCCCAGUGUCAGGAGGAGCACGGGGAGGUGCUGUGUGACUGCUGCCCUCCAGAGGAAGCGGAUGAAGGAAAGCCACAAUUGGCCGUCAAGACCUGCCUGAGGUGUGAAGUGUCGCUGUGUGCCCUACACCUCCAAUCCCAUCUGGAGAGACCGGCGUUCAGCACCCACCUGCUGGUGGAUCCGCUGGGGGACCUCUCCCAGCGAAAGUGCCAGACCCACCAAGAGAUACUGAGAUACUACUGCGCCGAUGACAGGGAGUACGUGUGUGGAGACUGUCUGCUGGAUGGAAGCCACGCUCAGCACAAAGUGAAGGCGCUGAGACAGGUGGAAGAGGAUCUGAAGGUCAUUCUCCAAACCCUACUAGGCAAAGCAGAGGAGAAGAUGAAAGAUGGAGAGCGAAUCCUCAAAGAGCAUGAGUGUAUUGAUUCAACCAUGGCUGACUCCCUGAUGGAUGACAUCUCCCAGGUGGAGCGGCUGGGCUCAGACCUGCAGAUCCAGGUGACGAAGCUGGUGGGCGCUCUGAGGGAGAUCACCAAGAGGGAGAGGCAGCAGGUGAUAGAGCGAAUGCAUGAAGACUGCUCCAAGGUGAGAGACGGCAUGAGCCAGGCGCUGAGCAUCCAGUACUACUUGGCCUCGCUGCUGUCAGAGACCGACCCCUUCCUGCUCAUCUGGGCCUUUCAAUCGGACGACACAAAGUUACUAGCAGACCUGGACAGCCCAGUUUAUGUCCCUGAUGCCGUCAGUCUGGACAGGAAACACAUCUUGGAGGACAUAGAGAGCAAGUAUCGAGAUUUCAUAACCGGCACCCUCCGCUGCCUCAGUGAACUCAAGAGGGAGCUCUUAACCAGUCGUUUGACUCUGGACACUUACACAGCCCAUCCUCUGUUGAGCAUCUCUGAUGACCUUCGCUCCGUGACACGGGUACGAAACCGCCAACCCCACCCUGCUCACCCCGAACGUUUCGACCACUGGCCGCAGGUCCUCACCGCCCAGACCAUCGCCUCUGGGACUCACUACUGGGAGCUGGAAGCUGAGGGAUUCUGGGACAUUGGCGUCAGCUAUAGAAGUAUUCGGCGGAAAGGCAAAGAGGGUAACGCCUUUGGGAACAAUAAGGUGUCAUGGAGUUUGACGCAGCAGCACGACAGGAAGUUGGCUGCUUGGCACAACCGCAGGAAGACCCGCCUUACGUACCAAAUGACCGGCAACCGUGUUUCCGUCACCGUGGACUACGGAGCGGGCACCAUCACCUUCUCCGAGGUGGAACCAUCCAACCACCUGACCCACCUCCACACGUUCUCCACCACGUUCACUGAGCCCGUGUGCUUGGGCUUUGGACUCUACAAAGCUGAGCUCAACAGUCACAUCACCAUCCUCAAAGUCUGAGGCGGAAAUAAAGGCAAAGGGGGACGGA
Messenger RNA from Trematomus bernacchii (emerald rockcod), 1561 nucleotides. RefSeq names its product tripartite motif containing 110 (gene trim110). NCBI's taxonomy places the organism in Eukaryota, Metazoa, Chordata, Actinopteri, Perciformes, Nototheniidae. Bases 1 to 1533 code for a protein of 510 amino acids. Gene Ontology annotation, molecular function: zinc ion binding; protein binding. The transcript has 7 exons. The record is from RefSeq and is a predicted model, not a curated record.